Molecule: messenger RNA, 1867 nt
Organism: Exophiala mesophila
Lineage: Eukaryota; Fungi; Ascomycota; Eurotiomycetes; Chaetothyriales; Herpotrichiellaceae
Product: dihydropteroate synthase
Exons: 2
Coding region: 6-1805 (599 amino acids)
Biological process (GO): tetrahydrofolate biosynthetic process
Cellular component (GO): mitochondrial envelope
Molecular function (GO): dihydropteroate synthase activity; 2-amino-4-hydroxy-6-hydroxymethyldihydropteridine diphosphokinase activity
Source: RefSeq, a predicted model, not a curated record
GCCCCAUGUCACUCAAACUCAAACCCUAUGAAGUGAUUUCUUUCCACCCUUGUUUCCUGACCAAAAUACCGAGAUUAGCACCUUCCAGAGGAAAAACAUCGCAUCGUGGCAUACAACAACGUCAAUAUGUCAAUUGUCCUCGCAUCUUGACAAAUCGGCCACUCACCACGGUCAGGACUCUUGUCCGAGGCAGUCCACGUAUCAUGUGUUCCAGACCAUAUUCCAAACCUGCUGACACAAAUAUGCCGCAACUAUCAUUCUCCGAAGGAGGCCUUCACAGAGCGGUCAUCAGCUUCGGCAGCAACUUGACAAAGGAGAGCAGAAUAACCAACAUUGAAUCAGCACUGAAGCAUAUCAAGGAUUCAGGACUUCAAAUCACCAAGACCAGUCAUUUGUACGAGACCAAACCCAUGUACUACGACGACCAAGAGGCAUUUCUGAAUGGCGUCUGCGAGGUCGAAACGACCCUCCCCCCUCUCGACCUCCUGGAUCUCCUUCAAGGGAUUGAAUCUCGACUAGGAAGAGUCCGCUCGAUUCGGAACGGACCAAGAACCAUCGACUUGGAUGUUUUGCUCUAUGACAAUGACCACAUCAAACACGACCGCCUCCACGUUCCACAUCCCUUAAUGCUAGAAAGAGAAUUCGUGCUGAGGCCCCUGUGCGAUAUACUACCAGAUCUAAUCCUCCCACCCUCAUUUUCUCCAAAUGCCUCGACCCGCUCAAUCCGUCAGCAUUUCGAGUCUCUAACCCCAAAAGAUCCAACCAUGUCGUCCGUCACAGUCAUGGGAAUAGGUUCAGCCCACGGCCAUGGUGGUCUUAUUCGAUCACAAGACCCCAACCGCCGCACCUUGGUCAUGGCUAUCCUCAACGCCACCCCCGAUUCUUUCUCCAACACCAAACUCUCCAAUUUCGAAUCCUCUCCCAGUGCCAGGCGUCAACAUCUGGACCAGAUUAUCACUGCUGGACUCGACAUCCUCGACAUUGGAGGCCAAAGCACUCGCCCGGGCGCAACUUUUAUCAGCGCUGAAGAAGAGCUGGCCCGAGUCAUGCCGUGGAUCACUGCCAUGAGAGCUCAGUCUUGUCACGCUGCCAUUCCCAUCAGCGUUGAUACCUUUCAUUCUCUUGUUGCCCGAGAGAGCAUCCGUGCAGGGGCAGACAUCAUUAACGAUGUAUCCGCUGGAACCUUGGACGAUAGGAUGCUCGCCACUGUCGCUGAGCUGGGCAAGACUAUCAUUCUCAUGCACAUGAGGGGCAAUCCGCAGACCAUGACCACUCUAACCGACUACCCCGAAGGCGUUGUUACUGGCGUCCGUCAAGAGCUGGCACAGCGUGUCAAGGAUGCCUUGGCCGCUGGAAUAUAUCCAUGGAGAAUCAUCCUGGAUCCGGGCAUCGGUUUCGCCAAAGACGAGGGUCAGAACUUGGAACUCCUUCGCCAUCUACAUGUUCUGAGGAAGCCCCCCUUAGAUGGCAUCGACGACUUAUCAAAUUUUGCAUGGCUCGUCGGCACCAGCCGCAAAGGGUUCAUCGGCAAAAUCACAGACAUCUCGGAACCAGACCAGCGACAGUACGGCACCGCUGCAACUGUCAUUGCCAGCAUUGCCGGUGGGGCUGAUAUGGUCCGAGUUCACGAUAUCUACCCCAUGGCCCAGGUAGUAAGGAUGUCUGAUGCAAUCUACCGCCGCCGAGACUCGUCCUAUAACACCAGGCCUGCCAGCGCCGACGACCACGGGGCUGAGUCAGAUACCUCUUCUUUCGUACUCGGCGAUCAGCAGAUUGACGCAGCCAAGAAUUCGAAAGUCAAAUGAACAAGAUCGCUCAUGACCUGUAUCUCAUUUACCGCUAAUUCGAUGUAUGCCUGUCUCGGGUU